GCACCGUUGAGAUUUUGCGAUUUUGCACGAAAUCUGAGCAAUGGCAGAAGCCAAGGAAGACGAUGCAAGCAAGAAGAGCGGCUACACGUAUUGGAAACGCGACAUUGAUGAUGCUCAUGUUCUACCAGACAAUCGACCACAGAAGCUAGAGGGCGAAACAACCAAGGAGACCCCGAAGGAUGCCGUGGGCUCCAGUUGGAACUCUGCCGGAACGUGGGAGGAGAAGGACACCACCGCGCCAGCUCGGGCGGAGUUGGAGAAGAUCCUCACCGAUGAGACAUUUGCCCUGCUGGAUGCGGAUGGCAACAAGGUGAUCGGAUGUACAGCCACGAUUACUGGCGACUCCCAAGCUUACCACAUCCGCGGCAGGCCCCGCCUUGGCUUUGAGUUCCAGGUGAAGCUGUCUUGGAAGGGCUCCUUCGAAGGGAAGGAGGUCUCUGGGGAUCUUGACAUCCAGGACUUGGACAGCAGCGACCUGGAUGGUUUUGACAUCAGGCCGAAGCCGAAGAAUUCAGAUUCGAAAGCCGCAGCGGAAGCCCUGAAGAAAAGUGCUAGGCCAGCGAUCAAGAAAGCUGCUGAGCUCUUGACCCAGCGUAUGUUGGCAAGGUGAUCUAGUCCUGGAUCACGUUGACCAAGUCAUUGAGCCGCUAGUUCUAGGGGCAGCGCAGGCGUCAAAGACGAUGCGAUGCUAAAAGACCGACAAACUCGAAUUCGUAAUGCGAGGAUUAAAA
Messenger RNA from Effrenium voratum, 731 nucleotides. NCBI's taxonomy places the organism in Eukaryota, Dinophyceae, Suessiales, Symbiodiniaceae. The record is from the annotation of a GenBank genome assembly.